Messenger RNA from Dermacentor albipictus, 4984 nucleotides. Its product is annotated as beta-scruin-like. NCBI's taxonomy places the organism in Eukaryota, Metazoa, Arthropoda, Arachnida, Ixodida, Ixodidae. Gene Ontology annotation, molecular function: protein binding. The record is from RefSeq and is a predicted model, not a curated record.
GUCGCGUGCGAUGAAGCUGAAGACGGGCAGCCAUGCAGCGACGCAGCACUGACGGCACCUUCUACAGCGCGGAGCCCUCGCGCAAGUCCAGGGGCGACUUCUACGACGACUCCGACUGCGAAGUCGUCGACGACAGGCGCGAACGCGAGAACAAAACCAAACCGCGUCGGGGUGACCACUAUGGAGGCCGCUACGAAGACCGUUACGACGAGACCAGGUACGGCUCGAAAAGGCUAGAUCAGCGCUUCGCCUCCCAUAAGCCCGGUAGCGGAGGAGUCGCAAGACACCCCGACCGGAUACGGAAAAUGGAAACACAGUACGUGACACAGCGGGCAGAAGUACAGGAUUGUCAGAAAGCGUACCUGCCUUCUAAAGUACUCAAUGCGAACGUCGGCAAGCGCGAUAUCAGUGUCAGAGAGGCAAGUACGGUAUCAGGCAUGACCUUAGAAAGUUCGUACUACGGUGACACGUCUGUGGAAGCCGUGAGUGUGGCUGCCAAGACACUGUCCUCUCCCCCUUGUGCUAGGCGCAAUGGUGCCGGGCACAAUGGUGAAAGAAACAUGUUCAGAGGCGAUGUCGCUUACGCAAAUGUUGACAAGCACAAUGGGGGUGGCGUAGGUCAGAAAUCGAAGAACAGAGGAUACGGCUUGAGCAAGAGCGGUGACAUGUGCAAAGAGAGACCUCUGAACGCAGACGGGACUUCGUCUAAGGGCCAGAGCAAUGGCCGCAGAAAUUCCGUUCAAGAGUCCGAAUUUCUGGCGAUGGGUGCUGCUCCGUUGCAGGCGAAGACUAAGACUCUGCGUGGUGGUCAAAAGGAAAGAGUCAAAAGACUCGAUCCCUCCAGCGCACUUGGAGGUCCGUUCGGCGACGACAUGUCUCUCGAGGCACUUAUGCCAGCCGACGCAAGCCCGACAAAUCUAAAGAAAGACUCGGGGCCCGGUUUUACAGCGUCUAAGGCCACCGCUUUACCUAUGGGCGAGGAAACCAUGUCGGUCAGCUCCCAAAGCUCAGUGGUCGGCGUGCCAGCCCCAGGGUUUCGUUUGAGGCCCUCAGACCACGGUACUCGUAAGGUCCUCCACAAGGGCAUAGGAAAACUGAACAAGGUUGAGGCUAAAAGAGCGAACGCGUUUGCUGAAGAGGACAUCGUUGAAAGGACAGCGACCGAAGAACAGUCCUCCGGGCGCUACGGACAGAACACGUUGUCGAUCGUUGAAGAGCCCGUCGUCGUACCUGCGGUUUCCAUGGAGACCAUGGCUAUCAAAGCCUAUCCUCAUUGCAAGAACGGUAGCGAGGACAUCGUCACCAAAUCUCGGGCUGUCGUCACAGGCGACAGGUACCCAGAAGGCAGAAACAGCUACUACGAACGCGAUAUCGACGCCACUGAUAGAAAAGGUCGCCAUCGGAGGCGGUCUGACGAGAAUCCGGUUGUGGUACCUACUGAGGUGCACGAGGGAUUCGACGGCGAUGUCAACGAGAUCAAGUACCUUCUAAGCAGCAAUAGCAGAGGCGGAAGUGGGCGCAAGCCCGAGAGAACGAGCGAAUACAAGACGGCAAGCAGCGGUGGGCCAUCUUUCCUCCCAUACAGCUCGUCGGCAAGCGGGCAAAGAAAUAGGCCGUUCGUGUUUAAGACGCAACAGGCGACGAAAUGUUGGGACAUGGAGCUCUGGGAAGACGGUCGCGAUUACGAACGCGAUACGACCUUCACAAGUUGCAGGACCGGCGGAUUAGGAAAGCUCUCGUCACAAAGAUGCGAAGGAGGAAAUAGCUCGGACAAGUAUGUGUCAGCAUGUCGCGAACAGGAAGUAGUUCGCGGCCCCGUACACAAUGCCCCGAGACGCCGGAUGAAUGCGGAUAUCGAUCAGCACUUAGAGACAGAAUAUUCAGAUGCGGACAGCGACGAAACUGUAACAGCCGAAGAGCAGCGUGCGGAGGACUCACUCGUCGAAGACGACAACAGUCGAUUUGCGUCGGCGGCUUCGAGGUGGACGGAAGGAGAAGACGACUCGAGAAGGAAGCGGCACCCAGCCCACACGAUUGCCGUCGGCGGGCGAUUCGUACAAGAGUCGACGAGGGUUGAACGGAAAUUUGUUUCCGACUCGGGACGGAGAACGGACGACGAAUAUGUCACCGCAGCCGGCACUAAUGAGUCCUCAUCGUCGGGCAGUGAGAGGGAGGAGAGUUGCUCGAUUGUUACGAGCGAAGCGAGUUUUGGAAGUUAUGACCGGAGACGCGUCGUCGAGGACUUUGACGAUGAGGAAGGAACGACGAGUUUCUCUCCGGCCAAUUCCUGCUGGUGCGCUACACCAGCACUGGAAUCCGGAAGUGACGUAUCAGGAGGCGGCUAUUCGGCCAACGCUCGGCUGGAUUUGCCUGUCAUGGGGAACUUCCGGAGCCGGAGCAACAUUGUCUUGAGAAGGUCCCAUUCGUCCCUUCAUGCAUGCCUUCGAACCCUUCCUCAAGCGGCCCAAAUUCAGGCGGAAAACUCAGUUUUGGUGGUCUUAGGAGGCAUCAAUCCCGAAGACCCAAUGAGAGAGGAUAUGGGGUCUGCUAUGCUUCGUUACCUCUUCGACGACGACGAAUGGGAACUGUGCGACUUCAUGCCCCAGGCCAGGAGCUACCACACCAUUGCGCACGUGGGAAACUGUAUUUACGUUAUUGGCGGCUUCAACCUCGACGCCCUGGAGUACGAAGGGCCGGCACCGUCGGCGUACUGCUUCUGCCUGGACAUCGAGAAGAUGAUGUGGAAGAGUUGCCCCUCCAUGAGCCACGCGAGGGCGUGUCACGUGUGCGUGGCUGUCGGAGAGCGCAUUUACGUCGCCGGAGGCAAAGACAACGCCGGCAGGAUAACGAACACCACUGAAUUUUUUGACGUUGACGCCGGGCGUUGGGUGAGCGUUUCCAACCUCCCGCAACCCUUGAUGGCGUCUGCUGCCGUUCAUUUCAACUCGCGCAUUUGGGUUCUCGGUGGCAUCACCUACUCGACGGCCGGCCGCUGCAAGGUCACGAGCACCAUCUUCGAGUUGGACCUUCAGAACGGCCGCUGGUUCCGGUCGGUGAGCCUAUGGACGCCCCUGGCAUACUCGCUGGCGCUGACCACGACGGACUCGUCCGGCCAACGGCUGUGGCUGUGGGGAGGCAUGGACGAGAACGGCCGCUCGGCGGGCGAGCUGCGCCUGUGGAAGCCAGACCGGCGCGUCUGGAAGGCCACCUGCCGGCUGCAGCGUCCGCUACACGCGUUCUGUGGCGCCGCCAUAGGGGACUUGAUGUGCGUCGUGGGAGGCGCGGAGUCCCGAAGCCAAGCCGCCAGCGACGCCAACACGCUGGUAGAUGUGGCCGCGAGAGAAGUAUACGCUGCCUGCCCUCUUCCGUACCCCUUGACCGGAGCCGGCGCCAUCGUGCUCCCACCUCAGCAACGGCCGUCUUCAUCUCAAACCACGCAGCAGUCGGAUGACGAGAGUACGGACUGGAACACGUACAAUUUGCGCACCGUGUACCGCCGUUAUCGCCAGCGCAAGAAAGUGAAGGAGGACGACGAAAUGACAGAAUCGCAAUUUCCCGCGGUCGGCGUCCACGAAACGACGAGGAUCCUGGACUCAACUUUUGACAGCGCAAGAAUUCGACGCGAGGAAAUUUUAAGGGAAAAGUCGCCAGUACAUGGGACGAAAGAAGAACGCGUCGCUGUGGAACUGCGGGACGACUCGAGGCAGCAGCGAAAGGAGCUGGAAAAAAAGAGGGAGGCAAGGUGCUCGGAAGGGAGGGGCCGCCGGCACUCUUACCAGAUGCUGGCUUCCUCGGUGGACCCCAACCUGGGACUCGCCCUGGUGCUCGAAAACGACAACCACACGUGCAGCACCCCGUACUCGGAUACCGCCGUGGUGAUCGACUCCAUCAGACGGUGCAAAACGAUCUCUUCCGCAACCGCGUGGGGCGUCCUGUCUUUCGGCGGCAUCGAUCUGAAUCGACCGGCUUGCCACGAGAUAGGUCGUUUGGCCUUGUACUUUGGGGCGCUCAAGAAUGGCUGGCAGAUGCUGGACCCAAUGCCCGAGCCGAGGAACUACCAUACGGCGUCUCUCGUGGGCGACGAAGUCUUCAUUGUUGGGGGCUGCGAUCCGAGCCGGACCCGCUGUGACGAGAUGGUGUCCUCGGACUCGGUCUUCUGCUUCUCAACGGGCCAUAUGUCCUGGAGCGAGAGAGCCAAACUUCCCCAGGCGCGAGCUUUUCACGGAGCCGCUGUGGUCGAUGACCAACUGUACGUCGUCGGAGGUCGCGACCAGAGCGGAAGUUACCUCGACACGGUUGUAGUGUACAGCCCUAUGCUGAACGCUUGGUCCGUGCUGCUGAACUUGCCGGUUGCGCUAAUGGGAGCUGCGGUGGUGGCCUACCGAGGGAGGAUAUGGGUGAUCGGAGGAGUAGCACUGGACAGGAGCAGUGCACCAGCGGAUUCUACUGGAGGGCGCCCGCUGGACGAUGUGCUUAUCGUUGACACGCGCCGUCGCAGGUGCUUGAAAGGGCCCUCCCUUCCUUUUCCCUGCGCUUUCGGAGCUGGAGCCGUCAGUGCCAACCAGAUCUGGCUCUGUGGUGGCAUGACUCCAGCCGAGAAAGGGAAACUGAGGAGCACGUGCAACAUCUACGUUCUAGACGACGGUGCCUGGGUGUUCUACGACGUCCUUUCCCUCAACCGGCACGCUUUUCCGGCCGCCAGCUACGCUGACGCGUUUGUGAUGGUGUUCGGAGGCGUCAGCACGAGCUACGAGGGAUCCGUGGACGAGUGCGAGGUGUUCUGCACCGGCCCCAGCCACGGGAACCUCCGGCUUCGCUCUCCCCCGUUCCCCCUCGCCGGCCACGCUUGCGUCGUGCUGCCCCCAAGCGGCGGUGCCGAACCCGACGUUCGCGACAUCUGGCGGCGAAUGUUUGACGCUGCGAAGCGAACGUGACGUUCGCGUUAGCCAGCGUCACUCGAUUUUCAUUACACCACUUCCCGCGA